UUGGCAUUUCAAAAGAGGCCGUCGUGAUAGUUUGACGUAGAUCGGAGUACAAGUUUUUGAGUAAUAAAGUACAAUGAGGGGGUGUUUAUUGAGUUUUGUGGUAUGUGCGUUCGUUUGUGCUGCGCUCGCGGACGUAUAUCUUGAAGAAAAAUUCCAAGAUGAUUCGUGGGAGAAGAACUGGAUUUACAGCAAACAUCCCGGCAAGGAGUUCGGCAAGUUCGUGAGGACGGCCGGCAAGUUCUUCCACGACGAGGAAGAGGAUAAAGGUAUUCAAACGUCAGAAGAUGCCCGUUUCUACGCACUCAGUAGGAAGUUCAAGCCAUUCGCCACCGAAGGUAAAGAUUUGGUCGUACAGUUCACCGUCAAACACGAACAGAACAUCGACUGCGGUGGUGGAUACGUCAAAGUAUUCGACUGCUCUCUGAACCAAGAAGACAUGCACGGCGAAUCUCCCUACAGACUCAUGUUCGGACCCGACAUCUGCGGACCAGGCACCAAAAAAGUGCACGUCAUCCUCAACUACAAGGACAAGAACGUCCUCAUCAACAAAGACAUCAGAUGCAAGGAUGACGUUUACACCCACGCGUACACUUUGAUCAUUCGCCCCGACAACACGUACGAAGUGCAAAUCGACGGCGAGAAGGUCGAAGGUGGCGAACUGGAAGCCGACUGGGACCUGUUGCCGCCCAAGAAGAUCAAGGACCCCGAGGCCAAGAAACCCGAGGACUGGGACGACCGUGCGACCAUCCCCGACCCAGACGACACCAAACCCGAAGACUGGGACAAGCCAGAACACAUCCCCGACCCAGAAGCUACCAAGCCCGAUGAUUGGGACGACGAAAUGGACGGCGAAUGGGAACCACCAAUGAUCGACAAUCCCGAGUACAAGGGCGAAUGGCAACCUAAACAAAUCGACAAUCCGGCUUACAAGGGCGCUUGGGUGCAUCCGGAGAUCGACAAUCCGGAAUACACGCCUGAUGACAGUUUGUACAAGCAGAAGGAGAUCUGCGCAGUAGGUUUCGAUCUGUGGCAAGUCAAGUCCGGUACGAUUUUCGAUAACGUCUUGAUCACCGACGAUGUCGAGUACGCCAAGAAGGCUUUGGACGGUUUGAAGGAAAAGCAAGAGGGCGAGAAGAAGGUCAAGGAGGAACAGGAGAAGGCUGAAAGGGAAGCCAACAAGGAAGAAGAGAAGAAGGAUGAUGCUGAUGAUGAUGAGGAUGAAGAUGAUGAAGAAGAUGAGAAACCAGUUGUAGAGGAAACUGAGCAUGAUGAGCUGUAGGGGAUGUAAUUUAUAAUUGAAAAAGUAUAUAUUUAAGAGAGACAUUUUUUAUAACUUACAGUGUGCAGUGUUUUGUUCAAUAGUGUGUACUGUUACUUUGACUGAUUUUUGUUAUAAUUGAAUUGUAUUCUAAUAAAACACAAAAUGUCGAAAUUCGUUUUUGUAAUCACAUAAUUUUUCUUGUAUAAAUAGUUUAUUUAUUGUAGAGUAUUUUGUAACAAAAUAUGCCUACUUCUCUUUAUUCCUGUAUUGUGGAAUAAAAUAAUUAAUGAUGGAUAAAUGAGGUCAAAAACAUACUUCCUGUACAACUUUUUGUAAAUAUUUCUGUUUUAAUAAAAUAAAAUUAAAACGUG
Messenger RNA from Aethina tumida (small hive beetle), 1632 nucleotides. RefSeq names its product calreticulin. NCBI's taxonomy places the organism in Eukaryota, Metazoa, Arthropoda, Insecta, Coleoptera, Nitidulidae. Gene Ontology annotation, biological process: protein folding. Gene Ontology annotation, molecular function: calcium ion binding. Gene Ontology annotation, cellular component: endoplasmic reticulum; endoplasmic reticulum membrane. The coding region runs from base 74 to 1279 and encodes 401 amino acids. The record is from RefSeq and is a predicted model, not a curated record. The transcript has 5 exons.